Topomyia yanbarensis is the source of this 2894-nucleotide messenger RNA. RefSeq lists its product as uncharacterized. The coding region runs from base 1293 to 2336 and encodes 347 amino acids. The transcript is spliced from 3 exons. The record is from RefSeq and is a predicted model, not a curated record. NCBI's taxonomy places the organism in Eukaryota, Metazoa, Arthropoda, Insecta, Diptera, Culicidae. Gene Ontology annotation, molecular function: nucleic acid binding; zinc ion binding.
UAAGUUUUUAUACCAGCGUUUCUGCGCUGUCAAAAAUCAUAACACCGAUAACGGUGUAGCCUAUCAUAAAACAACCAAAUAGACGAGAGCAGGUCUCUUUUACAAACGAACUGCCUACGAGUAAAGUUGUGGUUAAAACAUACCGAAAACCUUUAAAGUGUUCGCUCCGCGCUAAGUCCGCUUUAUCAAUUCCGCCUUGUGAUAUAUAGUUUAGUGGCGACGAGGAAAAAGGUGCGCGUGUGAAGAAAAAAAAACGUUCCGCGAGUGUAGUGAGAAUAAAAGCAAUAGAAAGUUGCUGCAGGCAUUCACAGGACGCUUGGCUGGACGCCAUCUUCGACGCUCCCAGACGAGGGAAAAUCACCCCAGGAUUCAUCGCAGAUUGGACCGUCGGUACGCAACUGCCGGCAAAGGAAUUGCUUUUUGCCAGUGGAUUCGCUGGAGCGGCAGGUAUUUUUCGGAAACGGAGGUUUAUUUGAGGAAUUUUGUUUACUCGAAUUUCUGUUCGGAUUUGCAAAAUUCCUUGCAGCAAACGUAAGUACACUGAACGAGAAAAAGUGCAAAUUAAAUAAAAAUCAAGUUUGGAAAAAAAAGUUAAAUUAUUUCGCUAACCAUUUUGGUUCGUAGCGUCGGUUUUUUUUUCUACGGUAAUGCACAUAUUUUGAACUAAGUGUUUUUAUGCAAAAAAUUUAAGAAAAUAAGUUAUUCCAACAAUGUGAUAUUGAUUCAUUUUGUGUUACUUUAGGAUGUUGGAUUAAAUUUUCUAGGGUAGUGCGCAUAUUUCGGAUCAAGUGUUUUUUUUGGGAAAAUUUUUAAAGCAAAACCAAAUUGUUUCAAGAGUGGUAACAAAUUGUUGGUUGAUUAUUUCUAGGGUAGUACACGUAUUUCGGACCAUGUGUUUUUCAUUGAAAUUUUUUAAAAAAAAACAACCAAUUUUUUCAAGAGUGAUAUUGAUUCUGAUUAACGAAUUGUUGGUUGAAUUUUUUCUAGGGUGGUGCACAUAUUUCGGACCAAGUGUUUUUUUCCCCUUCAUGAAAUAUUUCAAUAGUGUGAUAUUCAUUUAUGGUUACAAAAUUGUAGGGUACUGGACCCAUUUCUAGUAGAAAUAUUUUUUUUGACAAUUGUACUAAGAGUGUUCUUUUGUUUAAUUAACAGGAUUUUCGUGGCUGAUUGGCUGACGAGGAAAACGUGGUACUGCUGAUUGCUGGUGCUGAAAGUAAGCUGGGUCGCUAUUGUUGGCGCCGUUGAAAAGUUUUAUUGAAUUUUCUUUGUGAUAAUUUUUGUGCAAAUUCAAAAUGGCGCAGAUGAAUAUGGCAGCCAUGAUUGAACCAUAUCGCAGGGGUUCUUCUUUCGCUAACUGGGUUGAACGAUUGGGAUACUUUUUUGACAUGAACAAUGUGAAAGAGCAAGCAAAAAAAGCUCAUUUUAUUACCUUGAGUGGGCCAAUUGUAUUUUCCGAAUUGAAGCUGCUGUUUCCCACGACUAAUUUGUCGGAUGUAUCCUAUGAGACAAUGAUUGAUAAACUUAAAUCUCGCUUUGAUAAGACGGAAUCUGAACUGAUUCAAAGGUACAAGUUUAAUAAUAGAAAGCAAAACCCGGGAGAAUCUGCUGAAGAUUUUGUUCUGGCAGUAAAGCUCCAGGCAGAAUUCUGUAAUUUUGGGACCUUUAAAGAGGCAGCAUCCCGAGAGCGUAUUGUAGCUGGGUUACGGGAUGUACAAUUGCAAAAAACAUUACUAAAUGAGUCAAAAUUGACAUUAGAUUCCGCUGAAAAAAUAAUAGCGACUUGGGAAUUAGCUGGGAAUAAUGCGAAAACUCUGGGUAUUGGUGCUGGUGAUGAACAAAUUGCUGCACUAAAGCAAUCGGAAAGCAGGAAAUGUGGGUCUGCUUUAGAAAAACUUGCUGUUACAUAUGACAGAGCUAGAAAUCUGAACCAGAGCCCUCAAGCAGGGGGAAGCAGAGGUUCCAUAAAAAGCCGUUUAGGGUACAAGCCCUAUAAUACCCAUAGUCAUGCUGGGCCGAGAGAAGGCAGAUAUUGGGAAAAGCAUGUGCGAUUCCAACCAGCUGACUAUAGAAGAAGUCGAGAUGAGCAGCGGUAUGAAACCCGUUCUUGCGAUUUUUGUGGAAAAAGAGGACAUCUUAAGCGCAAAUGUUUUAAAUUAAAAAGUCUUAGGAAAGAUGCAGUAAACUCUGUGAUUUCAGCGGGGCCAGAAGUGAACAGCCUGGGUGAUCUUUUUCACAGGAUGAGGACGGAGACAGACAGCGACGACGAGAAGGACUUUUCAGAUACAUGUUGGAAGCGUAGAGGUCAUGGCACAUCGAAGCCAACUUCGAACUUCUAGGAAGGAGAGGGAGUUUGUUCGGCCUAACGUGGUUAUUUCUACGGAGGUAACGAAUCGGAACACGGGACUUCGUACUGAAGAAAGCGAAGAUGAAUUUUACGGAUUUCCACCGGAGGAUCAAAGGAUGAAUUGGAAAAGGAAACAUGUCGCAGAGGGGAACUCUACUCCACCAGAUUUGCGGCGAUCAAAAAGAAUCCGUUCAAAUAAUUUGAAAAGUGAUAAUGUUUAUUUAAAAAAAUAGUUAUAUAAAGAAUUACUGUUCUUUCAGAUAGUAUUAAAUAAUGAAUUUGAAAUUAUAUAAAUGUAAUAAUUGUAAAAAAUUGAUUACUGUCGAUUUUUAAAUGGAAUGAGCUCAAGCUCAAUCGGAAGGGGAAGAGCUGUUAGAUCUAGAUAAGUUUUUAUACCAGCGUUUCUGCGCUGUCAAAAAUCAUAACACCGAUAACGGUGUAGCCUAUCAUAAAACAACCAAAUAGACGAGAGCAGGUCUCUUUUACAAACGAACUGCCUACGAGUAAAGUUGUGGUUAAAACAUACCGAAAACCUUUAAAGUGUUCGCUC